AGUUCGGGAUUUGGGUUUUAGGCAAAAUCAAAGACCCGCCAAUUUAUUUAAUUGAACUCCUUUGAUUGAAAUUUUCAUACCCCAGUCUAUGCGGCAGUCAUAUCAUCUGCUCCCAAAUCCUUAUACACUCCAACCCUAACUCAAAAACAUUUAACGAAGGCAUCCCCCAACCCAUAGAAGCUCUGACAUCUCGGGCUCCAAGGAGAAAUCUAUAACCUGCGUCGGAUCCUUGUUGUCUCGAGAAGCUGCCGGUCGCUCAGGUCUCUCCGCCCGUGUGGUCGUCUUCCGGUGCCCAACCUCUCUACUCCGGCACCCUAUACCUUCUAAAAUGGCUAGAAAAGGUCGUUUCACAAGAAAACCGAAAGUAGGACCAGGAUGUCAGCAACCACAAACGGCUCCGCCUCCGGUCCCGCCUCCGGCCUCGGCUUCCCACCGCGAUGACUCUGAAAUUCUCCCGGACAGUGGUGAUAGUGUCCCUCCAACUUCACGCCCGUUCCUUCCGCUGCGCAGUGUACCAAGGCCGGCUCCACAAACGAGCACAACUAACAUUCAGAACUCGGAGCCAAGCCAUGUAAACUCGGCAGAUAAUGCUAAUGAUGUAGAUUCUGUUGAUCAAGCAGCUGAUAAGUCCGUUGUUGAUUCUAGAGCUCAGAAUCGCAAAGGACGCAAGACUACAGAGUUUUGGGAAGUCAGGAUAAUCGAUUCCGAUGGCACAAUCAAGCCGGCAAGACUAAGCGUGAGGGAGGCCAUGGAACGGUCUAAUGGUAGAAAGAUCGUCCUCAGGUUCAACAGAGCAAAGCAAGCCAUUGGAAAUGAAGCUGGACUGUUGAGUGGCGUGCUUGGUCUGCUAGGAUUUGACUUUGGAAAGUUUCCUAUCUAUGAGGAAAGCUGGCGUAAGAUUACCACAAAGGACAAAGUUUAUAGCGAAUGUGUGAAGCAAAUUUUCCACAUUGAUGAAGAUAGCAAAGGAGUUAUCAAAAAAAAUAUCUUGAAAAGUAUGGGGAAGUCCUGGAAGGAGACAGGGCUGAGGUUGUAUAAUGCUUAUUUCGAGCCAACGUUCACGACUGAACAAAAUAUUGAGAACCGUCCGCCGGGAAUCGAUCGAGAGCAUUGGAGAUGGUUCCUUGAGUAUCGCGCCAAACCUGAAACGAAGGAGAAGUGCAAGAAAAAUGCGAAGAAUUGAUCAAAACAACAAUAUACCCACACUGGCGGUUCAAAAAGCUUUGCACGACGGAUCGAAGAAGAGUCGGAACAACAAGGGAGAAUAGUCGGAAGAGGGGAGUUAUGGAUAGCAGUGCACAAAAAAAAGGACGGCUCCUACAUGAAUGAUGAAGCAAGAGCAAUCGGUGAAAGAAUUGAGGAGAUUGAGCAACAGGAUGAGUCAUCUAGGGUGUUGUCUCAGAAUGAUUCCAUUGCUCAGGUUUUCAGAAAAGAGAAACCGGGUAGAGUACAUGCUGUGGCUUUUGGACCGACUCCUAGUCAGCUCUUCGGGCCAAAUUUACAUGGGCAUGGCAACGGAGUCCAACUAGAGGAGACUCAGAGGAAGCUGCUUGAACUGGAGGCACAGCUGGAAGGCGAGAAGCUGAAGAGGAAGGCGAUGGAGGAUGAGGCAGCAGCAGAUAAGAAAAAGAUGAAGGCGAUGGAGAGUGCUCUGAUUUAUCUGUUUCAACAGCAGGGUGAGGAGCUGCCACCAGACAUCGCUGCAGGGAUGAGUUUCGUGGAAUGAUAGAGUGAAAAAUAGAAUAUUAGGAUUAGAGAUAUUUUGCAUUGAAGUAAAUAUUUUAUUGAAUUAGA
This is a messenger RNA of Arachis ipaensis, 1794 nucleotides long. The record is from RefSeq and is a predicted model, not a curated record. Lineage: Eukaryota; Viridiplantae; Streptophyta; Magnoliopsida; Fabales; Fabaceae.